GGUUGAGAAGCGUGUAUCGUCGAGGUCUUAAAAGCCCUAACGUAGCUCGCUGCAAGCGCAGUAAUCCACCCUCCGAGAGCAAGCGAACAUGCUGCACUGACUCGAGUCCUUCGGUGCUCGAUAUCUCCCUCCCUCACGAGUGUGUUUUUCACGGCGCGUUUACAAGUGGUUGUUUCGGGUGUGCUUCGAUCGCCUUAAAGUUCGACGACGGUUGUUCGGCGAUAUGUCGGCCGCCAAAAGCGUCAAGCUGUCGAGGAGUCGACUCAUCGUUGCUGGCCUCAUGCUCGUGGCUCUCGUGCAGCCCUGCUGGCCGCUGGCGCUCACGACCUUUGGCAAGAGCAAUCCCCAGAACAAUCAGCAGAGUCAAAAUAACGACAGGAAGGAUGGCGAAAGUGAGAGGCAGUUGUCAGCUCCGUACGAGCAACACUCGAAAAAGGACGUAGCGAGAUUUCCGAGAUGGGUGCGAGGCGGCACGCAAUUUUUGUUCAUUAAAAAAAAGAAAAAAAGAGUCCAAGCUCGGGAGUGCGCCUCGGAUUCCGAGUGCGCCGGCAUCAAGGGGGCCUCCUGCCUCGACAGCAUAUUCGCCAAGGAUAACAAACGACGCUGCCUCUGCGGUGACUACCGCGAGCCUCGCAACGGCCUCUGCGACAACCAGUACAAAAGUGCGAAGGUGCUGUGCAACAACAACGACGAGUGCACCCCGGGGGCUCAAUGUAUGUUGGGCAACGAUACGAGCUUGCCUGGCAGGCGCUGCUGGUGCUUGUCGGGCUACGAAAUUGACGAGGAUCGCCAAUGCAGUGGCACUCCGGUAUCGUUUAGCAUUUCAGUAUUAUGGUUACUGGUUGGUCUACUGAUAACUGGAAAUGCCUAGGCUCAAAAUCAGCCAAUGUCACAGAGCGCAACCGUAUCGUUGAAUACAAUAAGAAAUUAAAAAAUUAGACAAUUGCAACGAUAGAUAGAUUAAUACAAAGAACAUAAAUGUUAUGUUUAUUGUACGAACUCAAAUUAUGUUAUAAGAUUUUGUUAAGAAUAUAACAAAAUAAUUAAUCGACGUACUUAUAAAAGUAUCAAAAAUUUCAUUAUAUAUUUAAAACAUGAACCAAUGUUGCCUUCUGCAUAAAAUUGUCUAAAAUCCAUUUUACGAAAAUUCAUGUCUAGUUGUACACAAAAAAACUCGUUCGAUUCACACGAUUACAUUACAAAAUAUUUUCAUAGAUUUAUAACGUUUGUACUUAGACGGUGAGCUGCUUCAGUGUAUAAUAUAUCUCUUUUAAAAUAAAACAUCACGGAUUUGGUUUAAAACCAGAAUUCGAUUAUUUUAGAUAAUCGUGUGGUUUGCACUCAUCAAUUAUCUUUGAAAAUUUAUAUUAUAAUAAUGAUGUAAAAAACAAUAAAGUUCGAGUUUAAAA
Messenger RNA from Trichogramma pretiosum, 1409 nucleotides. RefSeq lists its product as uncharacterized. NCBI's taxonomy places the organism in Eukaryota, Metazoa, Arthropoda, Insecta, Hymenoptera, Trichogrammatidae. The transcript has 5 exons. The record is from RefSeq and is a predicted model, not a curated record. Bases 224 to 871 code for a protein of 215 amino acids.